UAAAUAUAUUUAUUAUUGUCAUUAAGAUUUCGCCCCUCAAAUUUGUUUUUAUUAUUUAAUAAAUUGUAUAUUUUUCGUAAAAAAUAUGUACGGUCGUGAUGAUGAUUUUGAAGAACAAAAUCGACAAAUUUUAUUUCAAGGUACAGCAGCUCUUGAAAGAACAAGUGAAAGUUUAGCGAGAUCGACACAAAUCGCUAUCGAAACUGAAACUAUCGGCAAUGAAGUAGUUUCAGAAUUGGAUUCUCAAAGACAAUCACUAUUACGUUCAAAAAAUAGAUUAGAAGACGCUAACGAACAAUUAACCAGUGCCAGACGGACGUUACAAAAAAUGGGCAGAAAUGUUGUAUAUAAUAAAUUGUUACUUAUUGGAAUUAUCAUAUUAGAAAUAGCAAUAUUAGCAGCUAUAUGUUACUUGAAAUUUUUAAGGCAACAUUAAUCUUAUUUUUUAUACAGUGUUACAUAAAUUUAACAAUUAAAAUAUAUUCUUGUACAGUAAAAAUAAUCUAUAUAAAAGUAGCAAUAAACUAAUAACCAUGUUAA
Molecule: messenger RNA, 540 nt
Organism: Diorhabda carinulata
Lineage: Eukaryota; Metazoa; Arthropoda; Insecta; Coleoptera; Chrysomelidae
Gene: Vti1b
Product: vesicle transport through interaction with t-SNAREs homolog 1B
Exons: 1
Coding region: 86-436 (116 amino acids)
Biological process (GO): regulation of protein localization to plasma membrane; intra-Golgi vesicle-mediated transport; vesicle fusion with Golgi apparatus
Cellular component (GO): ER to Golgi transport vesicle membrane; Golgi apparatus; SNARE complex
Molecular function (GO): SNAP receptor activity; SNARE binding
Source: RefSeq, a predicted model, not a curated record